Molecule: messenger RNA, 1127 nt
Organism: Chiloscyllium plagiosum (whitespotted bambooshark)
Lineage: Eukaryota; Metazoa; Chordata; Chondrichthyes; Orectolobiformes; Hemiscylliidae
Gene: rab33ba
Product: RAB33B, member RAS oncogene family a
Biological process (GO): Rab protein signal transduction
Molecular function (GO): GTPase activity; GTP binding
Source: RefSeq, a predicted model, not a curated record
GAGGAGGCGCCUGGAAGGUUACUUUGUGAAACAGUGUAGCGAGCGGCAACAAUGUAGCAAAUUGUAACCUCGAGCGGUGAGGCACACGACAGCGGGCUGCGGCUCAGACUAGAGUGAGACAGGCAGCAAGGCUUCCUUUUACCCCUCACACCGUCUCCUUAUCACUUUGCAAUCUGCCCCCCGCGUCAAGUCAUGUCCUCCUCCCCGGGAGGAGGCACCUCGGCUCUGGAGCCCGCUUCCCCCGCCGCUGGCUCGCUGCUCCUCAACGCGCCGCCCCGCUCCAGGAUCUACAAGAUCAUCGUCAUUGGCGACUCGGGAGUGGGCAAGACCUGCCUGACCUACCGCUUCUGCGCCGGCAAAUUUCCCGACAAGACCGAGGCCACUAUCGGGGUGGACUUCCGAGAGAAAACUGUGGAGAUUGAUGGAGAAAAGAUCAAGAUUCAACUGUGGGAUACAGCUGGCCAAGAACGUUUUCGGAAGAGCAUGGUACAACACUACUACAGGAAUGUCCAUGCCGUCGUCUUUGUUUAUGACAUGACCAACCCUGUGAGCUUUCAGAGUCUGCCAGCCUGGAUUGAAGAAUGCAACCAGCACUCACUUGGUGGAGAAAUCCCACGUAUCCUCGUGGGGAACAAGUGCGACCUAACAGAUGCCACCAAAGUCAAAACUGAGCUGGCUCAGAAAUUUGCUGAUACUCAAAGCAUGCCCCUGUUUGAAACCUCUGCUAAGAACCCAAAUGACAAUGAUCAUGUGGAGGCCAUAUUCUUGACUUUGGCUCAUAAACUGAAAAACCAUAAGCCCAUGAUGCUUAGCCAGCUCCAGGUAGAUGAGCCAAAAGUGAAGUUGGAAUCUGAACCAAAGGCUGAUGUGGAGUGUUACUGUUAAAGGUUAACUUUUGGUGUUUUCUAUAAUGAGUGAAGACCAAGAGCACCAGAUUAUGAGAGGAAAUUCAACAGGAGAAGGGAAUGAAUAAUACAUUGGAUUACCCAUAUACAAAUAUCAACCAGACUCUCUCUACUCAAACUGAGGACAGUAAAGGAUAGGCUGCAUUUUAUGGUAUUCCCAGCUAUUAGUUUUAUGCAGAGAUAUGUAGAAGAAGCUUUGAGUAAAUUGCCUCAGUUAAAGAA